This is a messenger RNA of Lottia gigantea (owl limpet), 1324 nucleotides long. RefSeq lists its product as hypothetical. The transcript is spliced from 2 exons. NCBI's taxonomy places the organism in Eukaryota, Metazoa, Mollusca, Gastropoda, Lottiidae. The annotation marks the transcript as partial. The record is from RefSeq and is a predicted model, not a curated record.
CGAUGCGUGGUUGGUCUAGAAAGAUCUUUAUGACAAUUUCAUCUUGCAUUCCCGCGAUAAUUCAUGACCACAACAAAGAAUCAAUGCAAUUUUCAAUGUGAAAUAACAUUCUGAAAAAUGGUAUCCUUAGAAGAAAAAUCUGCUAACCAAUUUAUCUCAGCUUUAGUGAAAAAUUUACAAGCGGUUUGUCAUGGAAAUGUAGAUUUUGAUAAAAAUGUGAAAGUUGUGGGUCAUUUAUUUCUAACAGUUGACAGUGCAACAGAAUUUAAUUAUAUUGUGAAUGAAAAAGUUUCUAAAAGUGAUGAAUCUUCAACAACAUUUAUCAGUAAAAGUUUCUAUGCUACUGAUCCACAACAAAAAACACCAAAGAAAAAUUUAGACAGACCACUUCCUCCCCCCACCCCAAAUGUUUUGGGUAAAACUCGUUAUGACAUUAGUGUGGACUUGACAGAUGAACCUGGGGGAGGAAGACCCACAAUGCAUCAAAGAGGUCAGUUUUCACGACCUCAAGGUUACCCAGGUUCACUAAAUCGAAAUCCUCAAAUGAGAAGAAGACCCUUUGAUCAAAAUAGACUUCCUCCUCAUCAAAUGGCUAAAAUGCCUCGUUUUUCAUCACCUCAGCGCCAAUCCAUGAAUUUAUCAUCAUUAUCACCACGAAAAAUACCAACAUCACCAUCACAAAGAUUAAAUGCAACAUCAACAAUAACAUCUCCGUCCAUUCCUAUUCCUGUUGAUCCAGCAUCAGUAUCAGCAACACCAGCUCAUUCUUUACCUGGUGCUGAUAAACCAGAAUCAGAUUCUACUGGUAAUAUUACUGAUACAACAGAUAAACCUGAUAUUAAAUUUGAAGUUAUUAAAGUAGAAAAUGGUAGUGUUGUAGCUAGUAAUAAAAAUAAAACAGAAGGAGAUGAUGGUCAACUAAAAAUAGAAUCUGUCACUAGUCAUGAUUUAUCAAUAGAUACAGCGUCAACCGGUGAAAAAGACUCAGAAAAUAUCGCAGAAGGUGAUUCUAGUCAAAAUGAACAACCACCAGAUAUUGAAACGGAUAAACAAACUUCUGACACUGAAAAUAAUACAGCGGAAAUGGAAACUGAUGCAAGUUCAUCAGAAAUAUUACCUUCAUCAUUAGACACAAGUGCCCAGGAUGAGCCUUCAAAUAAAAAUAGUUCUCCCUUCACCCCAUCAAAAUCUAGAGCACCAUCGGAACCUGAUGUUAUAGAAAUUGAUUUAACUUCAGUAAAAGAUGAAGUAGACAGCGUACUAGAUUCUGAAUCUAAUUAUGGUGUGAUGGAGCCAGCAGUUAGUUUUCAGCGUCCUUCUUUUG